GACUCGUGGAUCGACCUCAUCCCCAUCGUACAGCAUGCUUUAGUUGUCGCUCAUCGAGACAAAAAUGCGAUCGGCAAAGUCCAUGGUACUAACAUCCCAUCGAGUAUCAUCAAAACUUCUAACGACGAUGCAGUACGCGAUGUACCUCACAGCAAAGGCGAUGUGAGUAUCCUCAAGUCUCCAACCGAGGCCGAAAACAAGGAAGUGUCAAUCGAAAAACUCUUGCAGCGUAUCAAUGAGAGUCCUGUUGGCGAGCAAGUCAUCGCUGCUAUCCUAGCUGCUUCUCGAAACCUGCAACCUCCUAGUUCUACUUCUGAAACACGAAGCGGACAAAGUUCAAUAGAACACACGCCUGAAGUUGGAGCUGCAUCAGUGGCAUAUACCAUUACCAACCCAGAAAACCAGCGGGCGGAUUAUAAUCGUUCAAAUGGUGACUCCGGAAGCUCGCUCGUGUCACCUUUACAUAUCCUCGCCGACGCCGUGGAAACCGAAAGACUUGCAGCUCUCCAUAUCCUAGAUCCCACUCCGGCGUUGAUACAUCCUGAUGAUCCUCUGCUGAUCAACACAAACAAUAAAUGGCUCUCUCGACAGUCCACUGAACGAUUAAUCAAGUACUUUAGUAGCUCGUUGUCCCAGAAAGACUGGCAGGUUCUAGCUUCGCAGCCAGCCAACGCUCCCCUGAGGCUUAGCUCCUUGACUUGCGAUCCGAUCAGUUCUCGCAUUAUCGACGACACCGAUGCUGAGAGAUAUUUUGACCUANUUCUUCAAAAUCCGCAAUCCGCUGACCCUAUACUCCAUUCAUCGGAAAAUGUACGGCCAUUGUCUUUCACUCUUUUCUCGGUCGUCUGUGCAUUGGGUUGUGCGAUUUCUGAUACGCAAAGAGAUCGAUUGGUAUACCCUACUCUGCUAGCUCUGGCAGAGAGCAACAUCAAAUGGUCGAUAGCAACGUCUGUCAAGUCUGUAGAGACUAUCCAAGCAAUCUUUACCAUGGAAUACUGGUCACCCGUACAUGAAACACAAAAGGAUGAUCCCUACUGGUUGCAUAUAAGCCACGUAAGAGACUGUGUUAUCAAUCUACCAUCCUGUUCUGACUUUGUGCAAUACAGNGCCAUUCUGAUAGCCAGAGAACUAGGACUUAACAGAGCCAAGGCCGUAACAGAUCUAGUUGCGACGUACAUUUCUUCCACAGCAAGCUCGGACUUCAAAGAACGGUUCUGUCGUAACAUUGAGAGGACGUGGUUUGCUGCAUUCUUCGCAGAAAAGAGCUUCGGCAUUGUUACCGGACGUGUGAUGAACGUUGGGCGAUCAGAGAUAUCAGAGUCAAUCUCUGAGUGGUGGAAGAAACCCAUGGCUUGUCCAUUUGAUCGCGUCAUCAGCGGUGUUGUCGAGAUGCCUACCCAGAUGCAAUUUCUUGAAGAGAGAGAACACAUGAACAAGACCAGAGAACUGAUAGAAGAUUGGCAGGCGCGAGGUUUCAAUGCUCUCCAAGCCCUUCGCGAAAAGCGAUGCUCUUCUAGCGGCUCGCAAGACGACUCGCCAUCAGAAGCGUACUUGCCUAUACUCGCCUACUAUAUGGACCACAGCAUUCUAGUGCUCAACGCCAACGCUCUGAGAGAUUUUGUCGCUACUAAUGCCAUCGAGUCAUUGAAGAACCCCUGCAAAAUCUCUCGCCAGACCGUCGAUGUCGCAUGCAGGUCUUUGAACCUCAUACUCUCUGAUCCGGUUCUACUCAAGCACAUGUAUGGUACUCACAACAACCAACUCAUCAUGAUUUGCCAUGCAUCCAGCGAGAUAUUAUUUGCCACCACUCGCGGAUGCCUACCACCCGAUGUCAUCAAGGCUGCAGCCACAAAGGUACGCGCCGUCACCAGACACAUGGAAACGAUCGCGCGAGGGCUGCCAAGCACGUCUGCGGCUUCUCUGUAUACCACUCUGUCCAACAUCUUUUCGCAGCAGCUGGACAAGUAUAUCUCUAGCCACCAAGCUAGUUGCGAGCCCAUGCAAGAAGUGAUACCGACGGAUUGGUGGAAUGCGCUAGGUGGCGAUAUGCUUGUAGACAUGAAUGAUCUUUUUCCUGAACAGCUGUUUCCCGAUUUGGCUGGGCAUGGAGGGUCAGAUAUAAUGCUUAGUUGA
Aureobasidium vineae is the source of this 2133-nucleotide messenger RNA. The record is from the annotation of a GenBank genome assembly. NCBI's taxonomy places the organism in Eukaryota, Fungi, Ascomycota, Dothideomycetes, Dothideales, Saccotheciaceae.